ACAAAAUGGAGUUUGACAACAUUAACGGCGCACGACGCAUCAUUAAAGUGUUACAAUACAUGGGACUCUGGCGUUUCGAUGCGCCAUGGCAAACGUACUACAUCGCAUAUUCCUAUAUUUUACACUUCACAUUAACCUUUCCGUACACGGUGAUGAUGUGGGUGGACGUAUUGCAGGCUUCCGACUUGGAAAAGUUCUCCUACAUCAUGUACAUGUCACUAACAGAGCUUGCAUUGUUGGCUAAGAUCGUCAAUGUUUGGAUAAAUUCGAAAAUAUUUGUGCAUUUCUUUCACAUACUGGCCAAUGAUGCGGUAUACAAACUGCGUUCGGAAGAGGAACGCACAUUUUGGUCCACGGUACACAAAUAUUAUCGUUUCAUUGCUUUUAUGUAUUUUGCAAUGAGCAUUACGCUCAUGACGAGCGCCUUUGUUGGUGUACUCUUUUCGGCGGCAUACGAAUUGCCGUUUCCUUAUGCGCCGCCAUUCGAGUGGCGUAAUGAGCGCGGCUAUUGGUAUGCAUACUUUUAUGAGUUGGUGGCCAUGCCGGUGACAUGUUUUUCCAAUUGUGGACUCGAUAUGAUCCAGUGCUAUAUGCUUUUACAUCUGUCGUUGUGUUAUCAAAUGAUUGGAGGUCGCUUGCAGGAAAUGGGAAAGUGGAACGGACAGUCAGGUCGCUUAAGCGGGUUCAAUGGGGUGCGAUUCUUGGAUGAAUUUGUCAGCAUAACCAAAUUACAUGGCAUAACAAAGAAGCUUUCAGAGGACUGCGAAACAUUUGUUUCCUUUCCAAUUCUUAUACAAAUAAUGUGCUCCUCAUUUGUACUCUGUUUUAGUGCCUACCGAUUGCAGCAGGUCAGCAUUUCCGAGAACCCCUCACAAUUUUGCACAUUAAUUUUGGCGGUGAUUGUUAUGACCUUACAAAUUUUCGUACCCUGCUAUUGUGGUAACGAAAUUAUAUUGAGUUCUGGUGCUCUCAACAAUGCUAUUUACAAUGCCGAUUGGAUACAGUGUUCACCAAAAAUGCGUAAAUAUUUGAUAAUUUAUAUGGAAAUGCUGCAGGUGCCGGUCAAAGUGCGGGCAGGGAAUUUUUUCGAAAUUGGAUUGCCGGUUUUUGUGAAGACAAUGAAUAAUACGUAUAGCCUAAUGGCAUUGCUGCUUAAUAUGAAUAAAUAAAAUGUGAGGGCAAUGAUGGGAUUGCAAUUGCUUAAAGAAAAGUGUUGAAGACCGAUUUAUGGCACUGAGAUUGUUCUCAACUUAAAUAAAAUUUUUGUUUUAACUAAAACGCGAUUAGCACGAAUUGCGAAUAUUGUUGUCAAACAAAUCCACACACACUAUAUAAAUUAUUGCCACGCGAAAGCCUUAUUUAUGUUGUUUCAAACCAAACACUUCCACACAUUUAAUUAGCUUUUACUUAUGUAAGAGACAAAGAGAGUUUACGAAAAAAAAAAAACACACACGCACACCACUUGAGAGCAUUGAAACUGAGUAGAUAGUGCGGAAGCAUUAGCAGUUUACCAAAAAUAGAGAACAUAUACCCAAAAAUAAUAAAAAAAACAUAGAAAACACGCAGAAGUAUGAUAAAAAAAAUAUUUUUUUAUAUUGAAAAAAAAAAAACAAGUAAAUCUGCUAAAUCAAUGAAAGCAACCAAGUGACUGUAUGAAGUCAUCAGCUAUUUAGUACUAGCAAUGAAAAAUUAUUGUUGGACAAACAAAAGAACUGC
Bactrocera oleae (olive fruit fly) is the source of this 1716-nucleotide messenger RNA. Its product is annotated as odorant receptor 94a. Gene Ontology annotation, cellular component: plasma membrane. Gene Ontology annotation, biological process: detection of chemical stimulus involved in sensory perception of smell; sensory perception of smell. The record is from RefSeq and is a predicted model, not a curated record. Gene Ontology annotation, molecular function: odorant binding; olfactory receptor activity. NCBI's taxonomy places the organism in Eukaryota, Metazoa, Arthropoda, Insecta, Diptera, Tephritidae.